CUCUCGUACUUUCACAUGAACAGUUCCAAUAUGGCGUCUGUUAGUCAGAGUGACACAUCUCUCUGGCUUCACAACAAAUUAGGAACUUCUAAUGACUCCUGGACGGGUGGAUCUAUUGUAUCUCAGUUGAACCCUGAUAUAUUAGUCAAAAUCAAACAUUGCUUCCAGGAUUUGCAGCCCCAGGUCAAGUUAAAGUUAUUACUCUCCUUCUUCCACAUAUCACGGAGAAAUCUGGAACUAUGGCGGGCUCAGCUAGAAACUAUACUAGAAGUUGCACUCAGAGAUUCAGAACCAUGGGUUUCUAUGCUAGCAGAGCUUAUGAAAACUUUCCCCGCAACAGGUCAGUUGAACCCCGACGUGAUAGUCCCGGAGGGGAACAGGAAGAUCUAUAUGGAUCUUCUCUCCGACCUGAAGAAGAAGGUUGUGAAGAAGCACGGAGAACCCAACGAUAUCAUACUCCCUCUUGAGUGUCACUACCUCAACAAGAACGCUUUUAUCUCUGUAGUUGGUCAUCAACCUCAGCCAAGUAAACAUUUUCACCUGAAACGAAAACCAAAAGCUGCCGCGCUCAAGGCAGAUCUUAUGCAGAAGUCACAAGAAGCUGCCAAUAAAGUCAAACUUUCCAGUUCAUCCGCCUUCCCUUCAAGGAUCAGAACAAUGCCAAAGAAGAUGUCGGAUACUACUCCUAUGAAAGGAUUACCUUCCCGUCCUCUACACAACAGUGGUUUCCGACCACCUAGAGUAUCUCUUCCAAACCGCCAAACCUCGAAGAAAGAAGGUGGAGUAAAACUUUUAGAUAUCACGGAGCAGCCGAUGGGCUACACUGCUGCUAAAAAGAGGAAGCGGCAGCAGGAUAUCGAGGAUGCUAAGAAAGCAGCAGAAGAAGCUACUGCUGCUGCUCAGAUCAAGAGCGAGAAUAUUAACCCCAACCCUACUCCCGACUAUGCAGCAAACCUUGCUGGAAGUUUGCAUCAAAGUGCAGUUCCUCCGCCUGCCUAUGUUCCGCCGACACCCCAGGCUCCUGCUGCUCCGCCUCCAGUCUACGCCCCCAUCCCCUCCGUCACCCUACCUCUCGCCACUCCACAGAACGCUCUACCUGGAGCCCCGGUGACAAUCAACCUUCCUACUACACCUCUACCCCAGAUAACCGCCGGAACCCGCCUUGUCCAGCUGCCUACCCAACCCCUACCCCAGGUUAGAAUGGCCGGGAUUCAAGGAAAUUUUAACUCCAUAAACCUGAACCAGGGUCUAGUGACGGGAUUGAACCAGAAUAUAACUGCUACAAGGACGGUGGUUCAACCUCAGCAUAUAAUCAUGCAACAGCCUAGGCAAACCUUUCUACAGGCUCAACCACAUCAACAGAUACUCAGACAGCCUGCGGUUCAGACGAUCCAAGCUCCGGUAGCAACCCAACCUGGACAAAGACGAAACCUUUCUCUAACCCGGGAACAGAUGUUGGAAGCUCAGGAGAUGUUUAGAACUGCCAAUAAAGUUACAAGACCGGAGAAAGCGCUCAUUCUUGGUUUCAUGGCAGGAUCUAGGGAUAAUCCGUGUCCUCAUCUGGGUAGUAUAGUAACCAUCAAGCUUAGUGAGAACCAGGAGAAUGUUCCACAGAAUGAUAAUACCUACCUCACCAUGAUUGUAGAAACUCAUUUUCAGAUGAAUUACAAUACUGGAGAAUGGAAACGAAUCAAGAAAUAUCGUCGGCUGGAGGACUUGAUGCAAUAGACGAAUUCUCUCUGCUCCUAGAUCUCCUCAACCCGUCCUGCACGGGUAUCCUCUGCUAUAUGUGAUAUGUAAACUGUAUCUCAGCUUGGUACAAUAUUCAACCUGUCAGUCUUGAAACACCCCAUCUGUUUUUAUAUUUGUUUUUGUUUCUUGAACACCCUAUUUUACAGGGUUUGUACCGUUGAUAUAUAUAUCCCAACCUCUCGUUCUUGUAACCCGGCCAUAAUGUUAAAAUUGAAAGAAUCGGUGCUGCAAAUCUUUGAAAUUGAAAUACAGUAUAAAUGUUA
Molecule: messenger RNA, 2015 nt
Organism: Eurytemora carolleeae
Lineage: Eukaryota; Metazoa; Arthropoda; Copepoda; Calanoida; Temoridae
Gene: Nelf-A
Product: negative elongation factor A
Exons: 10
Coding region: 16-1728 (570 amino acids)
Biological process (GO): negative regulation of transcription elongation by RNA polymerase II
Cellular component (GO): NELF complex
Source: RefSeq, a predicted model, not a curated record